GACAUAACAUACGCCUUACUCUGUUCUCUCUAUUUCAACUUUCCUUAUUUUCAACCUCUUCCACUAGCUUGGUCUGCUAUCCAUGACGGUUGACCUAUUACUUUGUUGUGGACAUUCAAGCGAUAAAUAACAACUUCGCUAUUUUAAGGGAAGGUCACGGUGUAGCAGUGUAACGCCACUACAACUUCUUACAGCUAUGGCGGGGGAAGAACGGACUCAUUUUGGACGCUGCGCCUCUUGGUGUGUACUGCUGUUGAUUUUAGCGUGUGCUCACCAUGCAUCAUCCAUCUCACAGCUGUCUGACACCCACGGUAUAAUCCAGUCUACUAAUUACCCAUUACCCUAUCCGGACAAUCUCAAUGUACGAUGGGAGAUCAAUGUCAAGGCAGGACACCGUGUUAAGCUCUAUUUUAUUGAGUUCGAUCUGGAACCUGGAACCAAGGGAUGCAAUGCCGACUAUGUCUUAGUUUUGUCAGGUAACAAUACUUUGGGGAAGUUCUGCGGCCGUGAGACUCCUGACGUCAGCCUGACGUCACUCUCCAACAAUAUGGUGGUUGUGUUUCACUCGGAUUACUCUACUCCUAAGAGACACACCGGCUUUGAUGCACAUUACGUUGCAGAAGAUAUCAAUGAAUGCAAGGACGGGACAGAUGAAUGUCAACAUUUCUGCCAUAACGGCAUUGGCAGUUUCUACUGUUCAUGUCAGUUUGGGUACACAUUGUCUCAAGAUCAGAAAACAUGCACAGUUCAUUGUUCGGGAAACGUGAUCGAGUCUCCAUCGGGUGUGAUUACGUCACCUGGAUAUCCCUACGCGUAUCCUCGUCAGUCUGAAUGUGAUUGGCUGAUUCGAGCUGAGGCCGGUUACGUCAUAAGUUUGACCUUUGAAGAUUUUGACGUGGAGAGCCACUCGGAUACUAAAUGUCCGUACGAUGCGCUGAGGAUCAAGCAAGACAAGCGAACCCUUGGUCCUUUCUGUGGCAACAUGACGUCCGAUUGGCCUCAAGAGAUCCAAGCUGAUGAACUGAUCAAGAUUUUCUUCGUAUCUGACGAGAGUGGAUUGAACCGUGGUUUCAGAGCUAGGUUUAGAUCUUCGGGUAAACCAUGUGAGGAGAUUGAAGGCCCCACCAAUGGCGUCAUGUCUCUGCUUAACAACACAGUAGGCAACCAAGCAUUAUUUAGCUGUGACGAAGGAUAUCGACUAGUUGGUCAAGCUUCAAGAACUUGCCUUACAUCGGGAAAAUGGUCAGGAAAUGGAACAACGUGUGAAGUGGUCGGGUGCCCUCGUCUGCAACCCAGAGUCAACCGCGGGAGGAUAACAAUGAGUCAAGAUCCACCAAUUUAUGACUCCUCGGCAAGCUAUUCUUGUGACUCCUUUUAUGAACUGAACAGCCUCGAGGUCGUCAGAGUUUGCCAAAGUGACGGGACGUGGUCCGGAGAGGAACCAAAAUGUAUCCCAAUAUGUGGGAAAAGCAGCAUUACACCUCAUGACUCCCGUCCUAAAUCACGCAUCAUUGGCGGUACAGAGGCACGAGAGGGCUCUUGGCCAUGGGUUGUGAAGAUAGAAGCUAGAUCCAAAACCUUUAGAGUGAAUAAUCUGUGUGGUGGAUCUCUGAUUAGUGAGAACUGGGUACUGACUGCUGCUCAUUGCGUCACGGCAAGAAAGAUCAAACUAAAAGGACUUUAUGGACAGAAGUUACCAGCGGACUCGAUAACUAUCUCACUUGGGAUUCAUGCGUUUAAUGGAAACAACAUUGAGAGAGGAGUUAUCGAAGUCUUCAGAGCGCCCUCUUACGACACAGCUCUGUAUGACGGUGACGUUGCCUUAUUGCUUCUGGACAGCCCAGUUGUCUUGACCAGACAAAUCCGACCACUUUGUAUCCCGGAUGAUGAAACAUUCAGUGAUGAUGAAUAUUCAGAGUUUGUUACCCUUGAAGACACCGAAGCUAUUGCAGUUGGAUGGGGUACAACUAGCAGGACAUCAAGAUCAGAGACGUUGCAACAAGUUUAUCUUCCUCUUGUUAAUCUUGAGACGUGUAACGACGCCAUGCAUAGUCCGGUGACAGUGGACAUGUUGUGCGCGGGACUUGCAGAUGGAGGUCGUGAUACGUGUUACGGAGACAGUGGAGGUCCUUUAAUGUUGAAGGCUUCCAACGAGAGAUACUAUGCCUACGGUAUAACAUCAUGGGGAGAAGGUAAUUGUGCACAGCAAGGUAAAUACGGGGUCUAUAGCAGAGUGGGCAACUUUGCUGACUGGAUUCGGGAGGUCACUCAAAUUUAAUCGGACGUCCACUCAUGGAAACACGUUCUUAAAUCUGGACACUAUUGGGAACAACUCGAAAUAAUUGUUAGCAUAAAACCUUACUUGGUAAUUAGCAAUGGAGAGCUGUUGAUAAAAUAAAACAUUGUAAACAACUGCUCCCUCUGAAGUAAAGAGGUAAUAAUAUCUCACUCUAAUAUAUUCAGCUGAUUGCACACAAAUUAAAUGUGCAACAAGAAUGCUUGCCAAAUUUCUUAGUUCCAAUUUGUUAUUUUAUCCAUGUAAUGCUGAGAUACACCACAUGAGAAUUGUUGACUUUGUCAAAAAAUGAUUAACAAAGGUGUUCAGUGCCUUAAUCUUCAUUUCGGCUUUGUUUUGAGGCUCUUAAUUAAGAGGAUCCGUUUAUAUGCACGGAACAAAUCAUCAACAUAACACUAAGAGCCAAAUCAUUGGUUUAUAAUGAUAAUUCAUGUUCAUUUAUUGUAAGACAAAGUAAACAUUAUGUAAGCUUUAUGUAACGGCACUUUUAUAGUAACCAAAACAGUGUACGAAAUAGUGAACGACCAAUUAUGUGUUAAACUCACAAUUUCUUUCCGUUUACAAUGUGAUGUACUUUAGAAUGUGUUAUAGUACUUAUAUUACAUCUCGCAUCAUCAUACUACUUACUUAGAAUGUGUUAUAGUACUUCUAUUACAUCUCGCAUCAUCAUACUACUUACUUAGAAUGUGUUAUAGUACUUCUAUUACAUCUCGCAUCAUCAUACUACUUACUUAGAAUGUGUUAUAGUACUUCUAUUACAUCUCGCAUCAUCAUACUACUUACUUUAGAAUGUGUUAUAGUACUUAUAUUACAUCUUGCAUCAUCAUACUACUUAUAUUUCAUGGUAGCUUUGAGGUUAUCUUUUUGUAACCAAUAGUAAAAGCAACGGAUUCAAUAUUAAAGGGAAGACGUUAAAACAAACUA
Molecule: messenger RNA, 3220 nt
Organism: Asterias rubens (European starfish)
Lineage: Eukaryota; Metazoa; Echinodermata; Asteroidea; Forcipulatida; Asteriidae
Product: mannan-binding lectin serine protease 1-like
Exons: 13
Coding region: 197-2278 (693 amino acids)
Biological process (GO): proteolysis; complement activation
Cellular component (GO): extracellular region
Molecular function (GO): serine-type endopeptidase activity; calcium ion binding
Source: RefSeq, a predicted model, not a curated record